Moesziomyces antarcticus is the source of this 1044-nucleotide messenger RNA. RefSeq names its product lipoprotein. The transcript has a single exon. The coding region runs from base 1 to 1044 and encodes 347 amino acids. The record is from RefSeq and is a predicted model, not a curated record. NCBI's taxonomy places the organism in Eukaryota, Fungi, Basidiomycota, Ustilaginomycetes, Ustilaginales, Ustilaginaceae. Gene Ontology annotation, molecular function: hydrolase activity.
AUGCGUGCAAGUCUGACCGCGUCCUUCGCCCUCUUGGCGGGAGCCAUGCUCGCCACUGCCAGCCCUCUCGCAUGGAGCCGCUCCACGUUCGUCCCACCCGCCUACGAUACGUGGAUCUGGAGCGAUCAGGGAGGCAACGUCUGCGCCGACGGCAGUCAGACUGGCUUCGCCUACAACAUGCACGCCAACGCCAACGAGCUGCUCAUCUACUUUGAUGGCGGAGGAGCGUGCUGGGAUACCCAGUCGUGUUUUGUCACCCCAAUGGCCAUGAACCUCCAGGGAUACAACAACGCCACCUUCCAAGCGAACACCCGGCAAUCGCUCGAGAACCAGCUGCUGCUCACCUCGCGCGAUCCCGCACGCAACAACCCCUGGUCGGCGGCGCACUAUGUCUUCGUCCCCUACUGCACUGCCGACGUGCAUGCAGGCAACAACGUCGUCACCUACCCUGGCGCGCCUGCGCCUAUCAACCACCACGGCAGCGUCAACUUCCAGAACAUCCUCUCGGUCGUCGCCGGCGCCGUGCCCAGCGUGAGCAACGUGUGGGUCACCGGGACCAGUGCAGGCUGCUACGGAGCGACUCUCAACUACAACCUCGCCAAGAAGGCCUGGCCGUGGGCCAAGACGCAUCUGAUCGCCGAUUCGUGUGCUACCACGCCGGGCUACCUCAACACCAGGCCUAGCUGGAAGAUCAACCAGCCCUCGGGCAGGGACUGCCCCAAGUGCCAGGUCGGCGAGUUCAACACGUUCCUCCCCGGCCUUUCGCAGGCCAACCCGGGGAGCAGGUUCGGAUCGCUGUCGUUUGCAUCCGACACCGUGCUGCCGACCUUCAUGGGCGUGACUGGCGACGAGUUCUCCACCAUCAUCACAAAGUACUUUGCCAACAUCACCAGUACGCCUACCAACCAGGCCAAGGACUUCAUGACUCCCGGCUCGGGCCACGGGGUUCUGUAUGUGCCCAACCCCGCCUCUGGUCCCGGCACGACAAUGCAGAGCUGGCUGGCAUCGAUGAAGAACCUGCGUUCGGCCUUCAAGUCUUAUUAA